This is a messenger RNA of Puntigrus tetrazona (Sumatra barb), 2613 nucleotides long. It is a transcript of the gene zftraf1, whose product is annotated as cysteine/histidine-rich 1. The record is from RefSeq and is a predicted model, not a curated record. Gene Ontology annotation, cellular component: nucleus. Lineage: Eukaryota; Metazoa; Chordata; Actinopteri; Cypriniformes; Cyprinidae. Bases 60 to 1208 code for a protein of 382 amino acids. Gene Ontology annotation, molecular function: zinc ion binding. The transcript is spliced from 4 exons.
CCUGACAAUCAGCGGAUCCUGUGCUCAGUCAGCCCAAACACCCCCGGUGACUAAGUCGGAUGUCUUCGAUGGAAGAGCGGAUGGAAUUAGGCGUCGCGGCCGCGCCAGGCUCCUCAUCGUCGGGUCUGGGUGUCGGUCCUGUGGGGGGCGCCCUGGACGCUGGCCCGGGCAGCGCCGGACUGGCGGGCAUCCAGGAGGAGUCCGGUGUGCGGAGAGACGGUUCUGGUUCCGAGGCCGACCCGGACGCGCCGCCCAAGAAACGCGUGAGGCAGCAGGAAGGAGAAGCAGGGAAGCUCGAGGAGCGCCUGUACUCGGUGCUGUGCUGCACGGUGUGUCUGGACCUGCCUAAAGCCUCGGUGUAUCAGUGUACAAACGGGCACCUGAUGUGCGCAGGCUGCUUCAUCCACCUGCUUGCUGACGCGCGUCUAAAAGAGGAGCAGGCCACAUGUCCCAACUGCCGCUGUGAGAUCAGUAAGAGUCUGUGUUGCAGGAACCUUGCGGUGGAGAAAGCCGUGAGUGAACUGCCCUCUGAGUGCAGCUACUGCCUCAAACAGUUCCCUCGCUCCAGCCUCGACCGCCAUCAAACAGAGGAGUGUCAGGACAGAGUGACACAGUGCAAGUACAAGCGGAUUGGCUGCCCGUGGCAGGGGCCGUCCCAUGAGCUCAGCGCUCACGAGGCAGAAUGUUCCCACCCAUCCAAAACCGGCAUGGAGCUGAUGGGCAUCCUGGACGAGAUGGACCAGAGCCAUCGCAGAGAGCUACAGCUCUACAACAGUAUCUUCAGCCUGCUGUGCUUUGAGAAGAUCGGCUUUACAGAGGUGCAGUUCCGGCCGUACCGCACCGAUGACUUCAUCACGCGACUGUACUACGAGACGCCGCGCUUCACAGUGUUAAACCAGACCUGGGUGCUAAAGGCGCGGGUCAACGAUUCAGAGCGCAACCCCAACCUGUCCUGCAAACGCACACUCUCCUUCCAGCUCAUCCUGAAGAGCAAAGUGAACUCUGCACUGGAGUGCUCUUUCCUGCUCCUGAAGGGCCCGUACGAUGAUGUGAAAAUCAAACCCGUCAUCCAGCACCACGUCUUCUCUAACGACGCCAACGAAACCGAGUACGCCCUGCUGCCCAUCAGCGACAGCGUGGAGUGCAACAAGCUGCUGGCUGCCAAAAACAUCAACCUCCGCCUCUUCAUCUUUCAGAUCCAGAAAUAGAGGCACGCGACGACGGGGAUGGAAGACACGGAUCAGACAACAGUAGGAGGAAGAGGGGAUGGUGUGAACAAAGAAGCAAAGACGGGAGAUGAGCACCACUGAACCACAGAUACCUCUAUGGGAGCAAAAGAAGGACGAAUACGGCCCAUCAGUACUGCAGUAGAUCGUUUGUUUGUGUGUGAGUGUGUGUUGUUGCUGGUUAGCUUUCAGACCCUCUACGGCCAAAAAAAAAGUCAACGGUCUCACCCAACACCCUGCUGAUGUCUCACUGGCAGAGCGGGACGGGCCUGAAUGAACAACACCAAGAGUCUGGGACUGUUUUCGUGUGUUUUUGGGCCUGUUUGUAUGGGUGUCAGUCAGUAAAGACCAACAAGAUGAGUGAUACAAGGAACAAGGCUGAGCGAGUGCUAGAGAUAGAGACCGGUGUAGUGAAACCAAUCAUUCAGGCAGCGUUCAACUCUGCGUUUGUGUGUUUUCACGCAGUUUUCAGACCUUCCUCUCAAGGCUUUCCCACACAGACGCUGCGGCGCAGCAGCCGAAACUGCUUUAAGUGUAUUUUUGUAUGUGAAGGUGGCCAUUUUCAUCGAAGCUCUGCAGUACAAUUAAGCUGAACAAAAUGGCUGCCGAACCCACAACCCGAAAAAUGCGAUUUGCAUGUUUUUAGUUUUUCAGUGUGCUCUCUGGAAAGCACAGUUUUAGUUGCGUAGCAUCAUAGCCUUGUAAUCUAAUUUAAGUUUGACCUUAUUAACACAUUUAUUUAAGAACCUGUGAAUCUUGCCUUUUUCCCCCUUCCUGUGAAUUGUUUUCCUAAUUGUCUUGUCCUGUUUAACCCCCACUGGUUUGUGAACACAGGUACAUUUCUCACUUCAUGAUGUCAUCGGGUUAUAGAUAUUUAUAUUUAUUGCUUUUAUUUAACCUGUAUUAAUUGAUGAGGUAACAGACAUUUCUCACUCACUCACUCACUCACUCACUCAACACUGCAAGACUGGAAAGAUCUGAUUUUGAGCCAUUGUUACGGACCCCUUCCCUUCUUCCACCCUCAUCCACACGCACAUAAACAAACACGCGCGCACACAAAUGACCUGCUUUCAUACCUUCGUUAAAAAUGCACACACACACACCCUCACUCACACACACACACACACACACACACACACACACACAGCUGGGGGUUACAAAAGAGCCAAUGGAGUAAUCGGAUCUCAGUUCGGAUGAACGCGGCUGUGACUUAGUUUUGACAUACUUGAAUUCAUGAACGACAGAACAACAAACAGUUUAGCUGAUCUGGCAGAGACUGUCACUUCUGAUUAGAGGAGUUUAGUUCAAACUGUUUCUGCAUUUAAAAGCUUUUAAUUCUCACUCUGGCUGUAUAUGUGCCUUUCUAUUAAAGCUCAUUUAAACUUGU